CAAAUUUUAGAAUCAGAAACUGCUAAUAGCAUUUGUAGACUUACUACUUAUAUUAAUGAUAAUGAAAUUGUACUAACAGAAGAAAUGUUAAAUAAUAAACAAAUUAUUGAUCUUGCAAUAUG
Messenger RNA from Scutellospora calospora, 122 nucleotides. NCBI's taxonomy places the organism in Eukaryota, Fungi, Glomeromycota, Glomeromycetes, Diversisporales, Gigasporaceae. The record is from the annotation of a GenBank genome assembly.